Molecule: messenger RNA, 1272 nt
Organism: Aureobasidium pullulans EXF-150
Lineage: Eukaryota; Fungi; Ascomycota; Dothideomycetes; Dothideales; Saccotheciaceae
Product: Arylacetamide deacetylase-like protein
Exons: 3
Coding region: 39-1211 (390 amino acids)
Molecular function (GO): hydrolase activity
Source: RefSeq, a predicted model, not a curated record
UGCCCAUAUCACUUUCACUUCAUGUAUACACCGCAAUCAUGAUAUUAAACCAAAUUUCAUAUCUGGAUUGCAUAGCGUUCCUCAUCUUCCUUGCACCUCAAUUGCUCAUCAGAGUUGGACUAAUAGAAACUGUCUCUUGCGUGGUAACAGCAUUGCCAUUCUUUUUAUUCCAACUCCCCUACCAAUUUAUCAGAGAGCGUUUCCACACACCCCAAUCCCAAAAAUCCCUUUUCAACCAACACGCCACUCCCUUUCAAGAUUUCGUCAUCCGCUGCGUUCGCUAUGCUUUCGCCAACAUCCCAGCCAAGAUUGGCAAAGUGUUCUUUUCAAAGGGCGUCGCAUUGCCCUUUUUCUGGUUCCGCAUGUUGAGGCAUGGAUACACGAAAUCUGCUAUUCCGUGGAAAGAGGUUAAGAAGGAUGGGUUGCAUGGUAUUUGGAUGAUUUGUGAUGAAGAGAAGAAACCGGAUGUUGUGGUUUAUUAUUGUCACGGUGGUGGAUUUUCCAUGGGCAGCAGUUUCUUCUAUCUUGAGUUUCUGCUUGCAUGGGUCAGCAUUCUCAAAGAAUCUGGGUACUCCAAUCCAGCUCUUUUUGCUCUGGAGUACACUCUGGUCCCGGAAUCCACCUACCCAACUCAAGUCCACGAAACCCUUCUCGGCUACGAAUACGUUCUGUCCAAAAUCGAGGAUUCGUCAAGGAUAGUCGUAAGCGGCGACUCGGCAGGUGCAACACUAAUGCUAAGUCUAUUACUCUACAUGUCUCAAGAGCCAAAGCUCAGGACCCAACUACCAGGCCUAGGGAUCAUGAUCUCACCCUGGGCCGUCAUCGUAUCGCCAAAGAAUAAAGAUACACCUAGCGACUACCUCAACGCCGACUCCCUCCAUCUCUACGGGAGCCAAUACAUCGGCACUAAAGCCUCUGCCGACGACUCUUUGGUCUCGCCAGGAAAAUGCAGAGAUAGAGAGUGGUGGAGACGAGCAUCGCCUAGUAAAGGCUGGUUCUUUAUUUAUGGUGCUGAAGAGGUGUUUGCACCCGAGACUAGAGAGUUGGUGGACUUCCUCACGGAGGAGGUCAAGACGGAAGUGAGUGUGCACGAGGAGAAAGGAUGGAUUCAUGCAUGGCCUGUGGUAAAGCUUUUCCUAUGCGAUGGGCAGAAAGAGAGACAAAGUGGGCUUAGAAGUAUGACCAAGGUUAUGCGGAAUAGACUGAAGUAGAGCGCGAUAUAUAGAGAUGAAUAUAUAGAUACGAAUAUACCUCCUGGAAUGUUUGGUCUCU